AUGGAAAGGUUAAUUGAUAUUGUUAUUUGUUUAGCAAAAGGAGGUAGACCAUUUAGAGGCCAUGAUGAGAGUAAAAUCAGUAUUGCACGAGGACUGUUUUUAGAUUUAGUAGAUUUAGUGUCAAAGUAUGACCCUACUUUAAAAGAUCAUCUAACAAAUGGACCCCAAAAUGCUUUAUACACUAGUGGAAAAAUCCAAAACGACAUAAUUAUCAGCAUAAGCAACAUCAUAUUACGAAAAAUAUCACAUUCCGUCCAGAACAAAUUUGUUUCAAUAAUGGCUGACGAAACAAGUGAUUGUGGACACCAUGAACAAAUGGCAAUUGUUUUGGUAGAUGCUCAAGCUAUUUUCAAUGAGUUAAAAGUUGUUCUCUCCGUAUUGAAAGUAGAUUGGAAGAAUGUAUUAUCGGUUUGCUUUGAUGGCGCGGCAGCCAUGUCAGGAAGUGUAUCAGGAGUUCAGAUGAGGUGGGCUUGUCGCGCGGAAGCUGUUGCCGUGAUAAAAAUUAAUUAUUCAGCCAUCCUUAGAGCUCUUACUGAAAUUAUUGAAACAACUAAACAAAGUGAUGUUAAAGUUAAAGGAAUUGGUUUAUUACAUCAAGUAAAAUCUUUUAAUUUUAUAUUCGGGUUAACAAUGAUGCACCCAAUACUUCAAUUAAUUGUUAAAGUAAGUAAAUUGCUGCAAAGUCCUAAUAUUAAUCUGAUUAAUGCUAUGGCCAGCAUAAAGUCUCUUCGAGCAGCUUUUAUAAAUUUAAGAAAUGAGACAGAGUUUCUAAACAUUUUUAGUGAAGCAAAAAAUUUGUGCAUAGAACUAGAAAUAGAUAUUCCAUUAGUUAAAAAACGGAAGGUAUCAAGUCGCCUCGAUGAAUUUGCUAAAACAGAACAUUAUUAUGAAACUAAGGAAGAAGAAUUACGUAGUUUGUGUUUUUAUCAAAUGUUAGAUAAUAUGGUAACGUUAUUAGAUUUAAGAUUUCAACAAGAAACCAUCAAAAUUAUAAAUGCUGUGGGAAAUCUCUUAAAUCUAAAAUUAAAUAAAGAAGAAGCAGCUGUUUUAGAAGAAAAAUUCAAACUUUCUCAAGAUGAAUUAAUGGCAGAAAUAAGAUUGUUAAAAGCAGAUCAGACUGUACUAACUGGAAAUUCAGCAACAACAUUAAGUGGAUGGAUCCAGUGGAUGCAAGAAAAUGAAAAAUAUAAAAUUUACACGGCUUUUAAUGCAGCAAUUCAAAGUUUUUCUGUCAUCCCCGUGACAAGCUGCUCAUGUGAAAGAGCGUUUUCUAAACUGACUCACGUGAAAACGAAGUUAAGGUCAACUACGAAACAAGAUCGAUUGGAAUCACUCAUGUUAUUAUAUGUCGAACAAGAAUUAACGGCCAAUGUUGAAGCUUCUGAAGUUAUAGAAGAAUUUAAAAGUCCACCAGUAGAAACAAUGAUUGUUCCUGGUACUAGCAGUGUUAAAUCAAGCCAACCUACUCAAACACAAAGUAGCAUUAUGCAUUUUAUGCAAAAUAAGAAACCUAUGGCAGUCAGUAGAUCAAAACAAAUUGAUGAGCAGGUUACAAAAAUGAUUGUUAAAGGGUAA
Messenger RNA from Acyrthosiphon pisum (pea aphid), 1575 nucleotides. RefSeq lists its product as uncharacterized. The transcript is spliced from 3 exons. Gene Ontology annotation, molecular function: protein dimerization activity. Lineage: Eukaryota; Metazoa; Arthropoda; Insecta; Hemiptera; Aphididae. The record is from RefSeq and is a predicted model, not a curated record. The coding region runs from base 1 to 1575 and encodes 524 amino acids.